Tetranychus urticae (two-spotted spider mite) is the source of this 10811-nucleotide messenger RNA. Lineage: Eukaryota; Metazoa; Arthropoda; Arachnida; Trombidiformes; Tetranychidae. The record is from RefSeq and is a predicted model, not a curated record.
CAUUUUUCAUCACAUGCGAUUAUCCUUUAUAAUUUUCUCACCUUUUACCUUGAUUUUUGUGUUUUGAUGACGAUGAUGGUUGUGCUGAAGAUUGCCAUCAGUAUUUGUUGCCAGUUUUUUUGAAUUUUACUUGUACAAUCAUCGUUUUCUAUCUCACUGAUCUUUUUGCUCUUCUUUUUUUUCAAAGCAUUUCUUUUGUUGUUUUCCCUCUCUCCUUACCUUUUAUUGAGCAAAAAAUUCUUGGCACAUGGAAAACUUUUCUUCAGUUCCACAAGAUUGACUACAUUUCCAUCAUAAGCUGUGACUAUUGAGAUGGUUCUUUCUCUUUCUCCUUUUCUCCUUCUUAUUCAUCACCAUCUUCCUUUCAUUAGGAUUUAUCAUCUUUGGUUUGUGUCAUUGUGCUAACCAUUUUUUUGCACUGCUAAAUAGUAGUUAAAAUCUGAUCACCUGCUUUACACUAUUAAUUUUGAAAAUUUCUUUGAGUACCUGGGCUAAAGUGAAAGUCAAGAUGGCAACAAGUGUUACCUACCAUUUUGAUCACACAUUAAUCUAAAGCAAAACUGAUUACUGUUGGUUGGUUGGAGCCCGCAUUUGACUAAAUUGAUCAUCAUCGAAUUAAUGUUACCCAAAAUGGAUUGGAAAUCGUACAUUUCAUUAAAUGGUGAUGAAGUCAAUGAAACUUGCCAUUGUUUAAUAUUCAUCAAUAUCACUUGAAUCUGGCAACGAAACUUUGAAUAAUGGUGGAAUAUUUUACCCAUUUGGACUUUAAAGGUAGAUGGAAGGUGAUGAUGAUGAAUCUGGUGAUGAUAAUAAUGAAAAUAAUGAUGAUAAUAAUGAAUGGUAAUAAGAAAGCAGUGAAAAGAAGAAGUAAUUUGCUGCAAGAAAAGAAAUGUAAUCUUCACUUUUGACCAUUACACAUUUUUAUGCCUGUUUGCAAGGAAAUAAGAAAGAGGACGAUUAAUAAUAGCAAGCCUUUUCCUGUUUGCAUAAAAUUACAUUGUAUUAUUGUAUAAUGCUUUCUCUAUACACUGUCCACUUUAUCCUGGCUCUGUAUUUGUGUGUAUUUAUUGUGAAUUGACCCUAAGUGAGGGUGAAAUUUGCCGCAAAAAUUUGGAUAACAAUGAACAUCAUUUUUAUGGUAAAAUUUUUUGAUUAUACUCAGCAACCCCUUAAUAUCACGGUUAUAUGUAAUUUAACAACAACUUGGAAUGAAAAGUUUACCUGGUGAAAUACGAUGGAGUGGCAGAAAAAGACUUUAACCCAAGAAAAAGAAGAAUAAGAAGAAUGGAAUGGAAAAAUGGCAAAAAAGUAGAAAGUAAUAAUUAUCCCUCAACUAUCACAUGAAGAUUAUGAGCUUUGGCCAUUUAUUAAUGGGUUGCAUUACAAGGCUGUGAUCAAAUUGCCAUGGUUACAUUGAACCAGCACACAUCGUCCAGCACCCAGAAUGGUUAAUGGUCUUCAUGAGACAUGAUAAUACGGUUCGUUGGAUUCACUGGUUAAGAUGAAAUGGCAAACAUGUUAUUUUGAACGCAUAAGAAGCAAGAAAAAAAGAGUCGCCAAAUUUUAUCUUCAGAGAUUCUUCAAGGUAAACUUUGCCAAAAGGUUGAAGUGACAAACAAAAAAGAGGAAGGAGAAUCAAGGUGUAGAGGAAAAGGAGGAGGAUGCCGAUGAUGGUAGUGGUGACGAUGAUGAUGAAGAUGAUGGUUAAAAGGCAAAAGAGUUUAUCUAAACAAGCUCAACUACCUAUUAUUAUGUUAUUAUGUUUUUGCAGAUUCAUUAACUUUGACUUUUCUCUAUCUUGACCAUCAUCUUGGUGAUGACAUGAAAUGCCUCCUGUUACAUCUGUAAUGAACCAUUGGUCGACAAAAUUAAUUGUUCAUCUAAAUCAUUAUCUUUAAUAACAUGAUAAUCUUUCCUGAUGAUAACAACUCUAAGUAAUUAUUCAAAGGAAUGAAGAUGAAAGGAAAUUUUCAAGACAUGAUAAAGAGAAACCAAAAGGUUGAUCAUCAUCUUUCUAGAGAUGAAUGGAUGUGGAUGGAUAAUCUUUCUCUCUCUCUUUCUACAUUCUUUAUCAUCCAUUCAUCAUCAAUGUCUUUGUUCAAUCUCUUCUAAAUUAACUGCUCUUUUCCCAAUCAUCAAAUUUAUAGUUACUCAAGAUGGAAUUGAAAGGAAAAAUGAAACUUUGAAUACUUUUCAAAAUCUUUUCAUGAUAUUUUUCACCUCUUUUCUGACUAACUUUGUUAACUUUAAUGAUUCUUAUUCAUUUUUUUCAUCAAGGAAACACUCAUUGGUUCCUAUUCAACAUUGACCUUCAGUUAAUAUGGUCCAUCGAAUCCAUUUUAAUCUGUUUAAUCUCCUGAUGUAGACUAUUCAUAAAGAUGAAAGAGCUGAGAAAAGGUUAAGUUAAAUGAUGAAAAGUAAAGGUUAACUUUUAUAUUUGAUCAAAUUUUUUACAAUCUAACCCAAUCCAUAUAAUUAAUAGCAUCACAAUCUUGGUCAAUUUGCUUCUGGAUAACAAAAUGAAAUUCUGGUCAAUCUUAUAUUCACCUUUUUAGCGAUAAUUUUCGCAAUGUGAAUUGACUGUAUCAUUUACCAAUGGCUGAUCAUUGCUGAGCAUAUCAUUGGAAUGCUUUGCAGGUUGAAGUUGACAUUUUGGUUCGCCAUCAACGAGGAUCAAGAAUGAUAAUGAUACACAAGAUGAUCGUUAACCUGAAACUAUUUCCACUUGAUAAUGAUUGGGAUAUACACGUUAAAUCUUUCUCAUCUUAUUGGUAAAAGGUCAACAAAUAGCCAACACUGGGAAAGCUAGGAAAAGAGGGAAAAGCAAUACAAACGGACCAAAGAGGCCAAACUGAGUGGGUCAAUUUGAUUUAACACGAUUCAGUUCCAUUUAAUAGAUGAAACUCGGAUGAUGGUGAACAAAGCUACCAAGCUCAGUUGAUUAUAACGAUAAUUAAAUGUAAAGAUAAGGCUCAUCCAUCAUCGAACCAACACUGGUAACAAAGAUAUUUGCCUGCAUCAAUGAGGUGCCUCAUCAUUAUUACCAUAGGAAUCCAGGAUGCUUUAAGCCUAAAGGUUACAUGAAUUUGAGGUCAACUUCAAAUCAAGAUUGAGAACGAUUUGAUUUUCCUUUCAACUUAUCUUUCCAUCAAAGAUGAAAACAAAAUCAAAUCUGAUUAUUUUACAUUAUUAUUCGUGUUUAUCCUUUUACUUUUUGCUUCUUUGGAUGGUUAACAUGGUGGUUACUGACUGAUUAUCAUAAAUUAUCAAUUAAUACUCAAGAGAAAGAUUAGCAAAUGGAUAACAAGCAUUUCAUGAUUAGUGUUGAACAUCUUUUUCCGCCGUGGCUUACAUGAAAAUGAACCAUUAUUAUAAUGUUAACUACAGACCAGAAAACGUUCAAAAUUAAAAAGCUACAAACUGGUUAAGAAAGUAAAAUAUGGUUUGUGAUAAUCUGUGGAACUCGAUGGAACUUUGAAAUUUCAAUUCCGUUAUGUUUGGCUUACUGUUGUUUGAAGUGUCGAUUGUUAGCAGCUAUCAUGUGGAAAGGAGUCGAGUGUCCGGUUGAAUAAUGGUUAACAUGCAUAAUUUCUGAUCUUUGGCGUUUUCCAUUUCUUUUUUAUGAAAAUUAUCAGGCUUUCAACAUAUUGUAAAAAAAAGGCAAGAUGGAAAAGACAACAGUUAAGGUGAAUGAACAAAAGAAGAGGAUAAUUCUGUGAAUCAUGUUACUACAACCGGAUCAAUUGAAAUUAUCAAGGUUAACAUUGACUAAUUGUUCAACACCAAUGAAGUCCACCAAGCAAAGUGUCGUUGGAUUAAUUUUUAAUUCACUUGUGUCAAGUACAUCAUCUCUUGUGUCCAUUUGGAUAAUUUUAUCACUACUCUCAUCGCCACCACCACCAAUAGUCCCAAACUCAUCGUUAUUUUCAUUAGGAUUUUUUACAAUUGUUUUAACUUGCACAGCAUCACCCUCAUCGGUGCCCAAUUCACAUGCUGACAACAAUUUUCCUCCUCGAUUUACCUCGACCGGUUCAUCUCUUGGUUCAGGCUCGGAAAUUGUGAUUCGAGUGAAGGAAGGCCCAUCAUCAUUGGGUAAAGAAAUUUACCGGUUAACUGGUGAAGAUCCAGACGGUGAUCCGUUAACCUUUGGUGUUUUGGGUACCUUUGGUGAGGAUAUACUUAAAAUUGAAAAUGUGAAACCUUCUCAAGCCAUUAUCUACCUGCGAAAAGAGCUUGACCGGGAAACUCGAGACUCUUAUUCACUGGUUCUUACCUUGACAGAUGGUAAACUUGGUAAAGGAAACUAUAUUACCAAAUCCAUGUUAAUCAUUGUUGAAGAUAUAAAUGACAAUGAACCGGUUUUCCGGCCUUUCCGUACAACUGUCAGUUUGUCGGAAAAAAGUCGACCCGGAAUAAUUGAAACUGUUGAAGCAUUUGACCAGGAUGAAGGAAGAUUCGGACAAGUUUUGUAUCAACUCCAGGAAAUUGAUAAGGAAAAUAAUGGACCGAAAACGUUUUCAAUUGAAACGGUUGAAGGUAAAGGAGUUAUCAGUUUGGUCGGCGAUUUGGACUAUGAAAGGCGAUCACUUUAUCAACUGAAAAUACUCGCAAUUGAUCGAGCCAUUGAAGGUGACCGACAUACAGCUACUGCAACCCUUUUGGUGCGAGUUGAAGAUGCUGAGGAUAAUCCACCGAUAUUUACUUUUGUUCCCUCCGUAACUCGAAUUCCGGAAAAUCUUUCUCCAGGAUCAGAAGUUCUUCGUGUCAUUGCCGUUGAUGGUGAUCGUGGAGUCAACAAUGCAGUCACUUAUCGAAUUGUUAGGGGAGGCCAAGGUCACUUUACUAUCAACCCUUCCACUGGUACAGUUACAGUGGAGAGUCCACUUGAUCGGGAAGAGUCCAUUAGACGAGGGUCGGCUAACAGUGCUUACAUCUUGGAAAUUGCGGCAACUGAAGUCACUGUUGCUGUUUUUCCACCUCCAAGCGUUUCAACUGAAGUUACCAUUAUUUUGACUGAUGUCAACGAUGAAAAGCCCACUUUCAAGUCUGAAUCGUAUACGGUUGAGAUUAGUGAGAAUGCUCAGGCUGAUAUGCCGGUCAAGUUUAUUGGAACUGGAGAUGUACCUCAAGUGUAUGAUUACGAUCAGGGAACUAAUGGCACUUUUACGUUAACAUUGGAAGGUGACUCUGCUUCUAUAUUUGAAGUGACUCCAAGUGAGGCCAUCAAUGAGGCUACUUUUGUGAUCAGGGUUAAGGAUCCAAGUUCACUUGACUAUGAAACUACUAAAUCAUUGACAAUAAAUCUUGUUGCUCGAGAAAAGGCCUUUUCAACGGAAUCUCGAUCUUCAACUGUUCCUGUUACCGUUCAUGUUAAAGAUGCCAAUGACAAUUUUCCCACCUUUGACCGUGAACUUUAUCGAGCCUCAAUUCCUGAGAAUGCUGUCAAAGGAGCCAUUGUGACUCAAUUGAAAGCCACUGAUGUUGACUCGGGCAAUUAUGGAACAGCUGGCAUUCGUUAUACUGAAUUGUCUGGUGAACUUGCAUCUAAACUGUCUUUGGAUCAAAUGACUGGUAUUAUAACUCUGGCUACAUCGGAACAUGGCCUGGAUCGGGAAACUUUGGCUCAAUAUUACAUUACCGGUGAAGCUCGAGACAAUGAAGGAACUGGAAAUCGUAAUACUGUGCAAAUAUUUUUGACCAUUGAAGAUGUCAAUGACAAUAAACCUCGCUUUAUGGAGGAUCGUUAUGAGGCUCGCAUCUAUGAGAAUGAAGUUUCUUUUGUUAGUCCAGUCAUUCUUCGAGCCAUUGAUGCCGAUGCUCAAGGAACUCCAAAUUCACAAGUUAGAUAUUCAAUUGUCGAUGGUAUCUACAAAGACAAUUUUACCAUCGAUGCUCGCUCAGGCCGUCUUAAGGUUAAAGAUCCUCUUGACUUUGAAAGGAUCAAACAACCAAUGGGUGAAACAAAAAAUAUAUCUCUAGUGAUUCGUGCCUCUGAUCUAGGAAGUCCAUCACUCUUUAGUGACACCGAGUUGACCGUUAUAGUUUACGACAAGAAUGAUCAUUCGCCUAUUUUUCAACGCUCUUCGUAUGCCAAAUCAAUACCAGAAGAUAUUCGUGAUGGAUCAAUGGUUGUCCAAGUAAAAGCUAUUGAUGGAGACCAUUCACCAACCAACUCAAGAGUCUUUUACCGUAUCUCUUCUGGUUCACAGGAUAAAUUUGUUAUCGAUCCAGAUUCGGGUUUAAUCUCAGUUGCUACUGGUGCCAACCUUGAUCCUGAUCGAACCAAUCCCAAGCAAACAACUUAUGCUUUAGUCGUGACAGCUUUGGAUGGUAACUUUGGUCGAGAUCAGAAACAAUCUCAGGUUAUUGUUAAUAUAACGGUGGUUGAUGUCAACAAUAAACCACCAUCUUUCAUUGAACCCGGGAUUGUUUCAGUUCCUGAAGAUGCACCUAUUGGCUUUUUUGUGACCCGAAUAGCUGGUAAAGAUUUAGAUGAUCGUCCUCUUUUAAGGUAUUCAAUUGAUUACAUGUUAAGUGAAGCCCGGAAUCAAGUUGGCUCAAUGGUUGAUUGGAGUCUAUUCAAGGAAGCUUUUACAAUCAAUUCAGCCGAUGGAACAAUUCGAGUAAACAAAGAGUUGGACAGAGAGACUUGGGAUCAAGUUAAAUUGUAUCUAAUUGUUGAAGAUUUGGCAGCAGUUACACCAGGACAAAGAGCGUCUGCUUAUUUAACAAUAAAAAUUGCUGAUGUUAAUGAUAAUCGACCUGUUUUCCUGAAAGAGCUAUUUACUGGUGCUAUAACUGAAAAUGCGGCUCUUGGAACACCAAUAUUAUCGGUUAAAGCAGACGAUUAUGAUUUAAAUAAGACAAUUACCUAUUCAUUGGAAGGUCGUAAAGAAAUACUUGAUUUAAUUGAGAUUUCACCCAGAUCGGGUGAUAUUGUGGUUAAGGGUAAAAUUGAUAGAGAAACAUAUUCAUGGAUCAAUUGUACAGUAAGAGCAACCGAUGCUGGACCUUCACCAUUAUCCAGUCUUUCAAAAAUAUCUAUUCAAGUAUUUGAUGAGAAUGAUAAUAAUCCGGUUUUCAUUGUUAAUGGUAACAAUAAACUUACCUUUACGGCACCUGAAGAUGCACCAAUUGGUUCCUUAGUGGCUCAAGUAACGGCUCAUGAUGAUGAUGUUGGUCCAUAUGGUAAGGUUACUUACCUUUUAGAUGCAUCCUCAUCACAGGGUAAAUUCAAGAUUGAUAGAGAUACGGGAUCGAUAAUUGUGGCCAACAAACUGGACCGAGAAGAGACAAGUUCCUACAAUUUACUGAUUCAAGCAGUUGACAAUUACGAGUAUGGUUUUGUUACGGGUGAAUCAAGGCGAGCCUUUCAACAGAUUAUAAUCACAAUUAGCGAUGUAAACGAUGAAACACCUUUCAUCUCAAUUCCUUCAGGAUGUUCAACUGCCAAUGAAUUUUUACCUCUUCGUGACACAAUCACAGUGUUGACUGCAACCGACAAGGAUGAUCCUUUAACACCAAAUGGACGACUCAAGUUCACCAUUGUUGGUGGUAAUGAAGACAAGCUGUUUGAUAUUGAAACAGUGAAGAGUACCAAUCCUUCAUUGUCACUUCUUUCACGAUCUAUUAGACAAGCGCCACAAUCUUCAUCGUCUUUGUCCACUCUUCAAAUACCUGGUAUCAGUCCACUGUCAGAGGCUUCAGCGCGAGUCUUUAGUAUUAACUCACUUCGAGCUCGAGUUGGCAAUUAUACUUUAAAGGUUAAAGUUGAAGAUUCUGGAUCGCCAUCAAGAUAUUCAAUAGCCUCAAUACCAAUAUGUAUUAGUGAUGUAAAUGAUCGAUCACCAACCUUUCUUUACCCUCCGGUUAAUCACACAAUCAGGUUACCAGAAAAUUCAACAAUAGGUUCACCCGUGAUUGAGGUUAAAGCGGUUGAUGAUGAUUAUGGUUUAAAUUCAGUGGUUAAUUACAAGUUAAGAGAACUGCCCAAUGGCCAUUGGAAAACCUUUAAAAUUGAUAAACAAUCAGGAUUGAUUACUUUGGUUAAAACGCUGGAUCGGGAACGUCAACGCAUCUAUGAACUUCGAGUUGAAGCUUUUGAUCUUGGUGAACCAACAUCGUUAUCCACUGAUUUAGAUAUAACCAUUUUAAUUACCAACGUAGAUGACUUUGAACCCGAAUUUACCGAAGAUGUUUUCCAGGUUUCCUUUACUGAAAACACUUUACCAGGAAUUGAAUCUUUCAAGAUCUUACCAACCAUUGAUAAAGAUGAAAUGGACGAUCCUCUUGAAACAGCAGUUAAAUCAAUUCCUUGUUAUUACAUUGUUGGCGGCAAUGAAGAUGGUGCAUUCAAACUGGACCUUUUGACCCACCAAUUGACUGUAACUCGACCAUUGGACAGAGAAACUCGGUCAACCUAUUCAUUGAUUAUUCAGGCAACCAAUGAUUGUUUGAAAGAACCCAAAAAGGUUGAUAAAUUUGAUCCUCGAGAUAAUUCAUUGCUCCAAGUUGUCAUUAACAUUAAAGAUGUUAAUGAUAAUCCACCUAAAUUUGUGAAACCCAUUUUCACCGGUGGAGUUACAACUGAAGCAGAUUUUGGUACAGUUUUCAUGUCUGUCAAGGCAAUCGAUGCUGAUGAAGGUCCAAAUGCGGUUGUUAACUACUUUAUUGUUGGCCCACAACGACGUAAAUUGUCAAUUGGCUUGGAUACAAUAAAAGACGAUCCAUUCCUGGUGAACCGGAAAACCGGUGAAAUUGGAUUGAAUUUUGAUCCAAGAAAAGAUAUGAAAGGUUACUUUGAAUUUCAAAUAAUUGCUAAUGAUUCCAGAGGAUUACAUGAUACAGCUAAAGUAAAGAUUUACUUGUUGAGAGAAGAUCAAAGAGUUCGCUUUGUUUUACGAUUAACUCCAUCAGAGUUACGGGAAAGACUGGAGAAGUUCCGAGAUGUUCUUAGCAAUAUAACUGGAGCAAUUGUAAAUGUUGAUAAUUACAAAUUUCAUUCAAAUGGCGAUGGAAUUGUUGAUAAAUUAAAAACCGACCUUUACCUUCAUUUUGUGGAUCCAAAUGACAAUUCAAUCAUGGAUGUCAAUAAUGUCCUUAAACUGAUCGAUAAAAACAUUGACUAUUUGGAUCAAUUGUACAAAGAUUUCAAUGUUUUAGUCAGUGAGCCAUCGCAAAAUCGUGAAGAAGUGUUAACAUUUGAUGAUCAACUGAAAGCUUGUUUAAUCAGUUCAACAGCAUUUCUAUCACUUUUAUUGAUGUUGGUUACCUGUUUAUGUAUCAAUCAACGAAAUAGAUAUGAAAGACGCUUGAAAGCGGCCACAGCAACUGCUUUUGGUCAUCGAGAUCCUCAAUUGAACCGGACUAAUGUUCCCAACACGAAUAUUCAUGCUGAUGAAGGUUCCAAUCCUAUCUGGAUGACAGGUUAUGAUAAUGAAUGGUUUAAAGAUGAUGAACAAAUGAGUCACAAUUCAAAUGGGAACAAUUCAUUGGAUGAAAAUGCUGUCUCCGAAGGAUCAGGAGUUGGCACUGAUGGUGGAUCAAAUGGUGUGCUGAUGAAUGGUCCACUUACACCUACUGAUUCGUUAAAUGAAAGCCACCCUGGAACAGGAUCAGAGUCAUCAACAAAUGAUAAAUCAGCUCUUUGUCGUGGAGUUACGGCGGGUCGAUUGACUCCGCAAAACAUAACCCUACCUUCAUCUGCAACCAAUGGCAGGGUUAACAAUAAUAACAAGAAAAACUCUCAACGGCCUUUGGUUAAUAAAAAUUGUCUCAAUGGCAGUGGAACCAAUAAUGGUAACCAUUCAAUUGGCCGAGGAAGUUUAGUGAAUAAUGUUGUCGGUGGUGUGGGAGUUAGAGGUGAUUCGUUUAGUGGUAAAAGAUCUGGGAAUCAACUGUCUUGUAAAAACUCAAUCAACACAGUUUACAUUUCAUCGCCUUACUCGGACACUUCUCAGUACCAUUCAAACCAGAUUGGCGGCAAUAACUUAAGCAUAAUCAAUUUGGAGACAACUGAAUUGUAACAAUUGUAAUAUAGUUAAUUGGCAAAAGACAUUAUCAAAUACUUCAACCUCACAUCGCCAUCAUCAACUUUAACGCUAAAUGUUAUAUUUUUAGUCUCUUGAUGAUUUGUUCUUGACUAUUUCUGCCAUCCUAAUUGUUUUUACAUGCAAUGUUUUCUAAGUCAUUUCUUCACCUUCCCUAAAUCACAAUUAACUUUGAUUUCAAACCUCUUAACCAUCUUCAUCUUCUUUAACUCUCUUCAUUGCCAAAGAUUGGAUAGGUUGAUUAUAAAUUUUGUACAAAUUAUCUUUAUUUUCAUUUCCUUCCUUCUUUUUUGUAAUUGUGAUUGCUGAAUACUGGUCAGUCAUUCCAACAUGAACAAUCCAUAUCAGACUACGAAUUGAUUGUCCAGGCUUAGCAAAUCAGCCAAUCUCAUUGUAAAUAAAAGAUGUUUACUAUUUUUUAAAUAGUAAUUCAAUUUGGGUAAUUUGUUUGUUACCAAAUCUAAUGACUACUAAUUGUAACUCUUUUUUACCAAUUGUAUAAUUUAAAGAAAUAUUUAUCAUUGAUUGAUAAUAUUGAAAGGCAUUGAUGUUUUAUAAUAUCAUUCAAUGUAUUAUUAAAAACCGUGCCAACGCUUAUCAUGCUAAAAAAUGCUCGUCUCAGAUUGAGUAUCAUUUAAUAAUGACUACUUAAUGAUAAAGAUUUGUUCUAAGCAUUAAUUGUUUAUUUUUAAAUCAACAUUUUGUGAACAAAGUUGUAAUACAUUGCUAAAAUUUUGAAUAAAAUUUAUCUCCACCUUUUCA